AUGGCGGCCGGGGGUGCCGCUACUUGGGAGCUGAGCCCGGGGCGGCGGCGGCGGCGCUGGGGCGAGGCGGAGGAUGAGGAGGAGCCCCCCGCCGUGCUGACGCUCUGCCACUUCUCGCGCCCACCCUUCCUCAGCUUCGGGCGCGUGCGCCUCGGCGAGUCCCGCGUACGGCUACUGAGCAUUGACAACCCCGACGCGGCGGCGGCCGACUUGGCCGUGGACCGCUUCCCGCCACCGGCCCGCGGCUUCGGCCUGGAGCGCCGCCGCUUCCUCGUGCAGUCUGGUGAAAUAAUCUUUAUUUCUGUAACGUGGACACCGUUAGAAGAAGGAAGGGUCCGAGAACUGAUAACAUUUGUUGUUAAUGGCAUUGUAAAACAUCAGGCUAUAUUGCUGGGUGUGGCUGAGCAGCCUGAGAGAAAACAGAAGAGUCUUGGGGAUGGUAUAAGAAGGAAAAAACCUUCUGAAGCAUCUAUUACUACGAGAACUAGAAAAACCCAGUCAAAUAUUAAAAGAGUUAAUAAAACCUUUCGUGUUUCUCAAAAAGCAGAUAAAGUUAGAAGCCCACUCCAGUCCUGUGAAAAUUUGGAAAUAAGGGAAGAUAAUGUGUCCUCAAGAAACAAGUCUCCUCUCACUAUAGAAAACAAUCUGGCUAUAUCCCCAAUCAGUCCUGUGUUGCAAGAAGGUAAUGAUUUCAUCUGCACUCCUCUCUCAAUGAGACGAUCUACUACCUAUUCAGUUCUUCAUACAGCUGUAAAUGGAGAGAUAAUAUCGGAAACAGAUGCCUGUAGCAUUAAGAAAACAUAUAACGAGGAAACAAAAUCUGCAAGUUCACACAACUCUUCCACUGAAUCAUUAAAAGCACAUAGGUCAGAUAAUGAAGUAGUUCUUAAUGGUAUGCUCUCAUCAGUUUGUACUCCAGAGAGGUCAGCAGCUUUGCCCAUUUUAACUGAUAAGAGAUUUUUAAGUCCCGAUUCUUUUAUAAAUGAUAGUUAUCAAGGUAAUGUUGAUGUUGUUCCAGAGCAAAUUGUUCCAAUUCUGUCACCAGAGCAGUUUGUAAGAGAGAGUUUCUCAGCUAUACAGUGUGUUUCUCAACUCCAUGAAUCAGUGUUGCCAUCAUCCUCCUCCAGUGGGGAGGUCUGCCAGACAAAGAGGCCAAAAUGGGAAGAAAAUCAAGAAAAGAAGGUAAUAGCGCUGCACGUAGCAAGAGACUUUUCAAAUGAUGAUGUUCUUGAUGAUGCAUAUACAGUGAAAUCUCAGUUAGUUAACUAUAACAAACCUAAACAAAAUCAUCUAAGUUUUCCCAAUCCCAUUUGUAGUCGCUCCCAAAGGCAAAAACCAAAGAAACGUCCAGUGUUUUCUGCCACUGUCAUUAAAAAUAAGCCUGAGGCUAAAGAAGGAAAAGUAAUACAGACGGGUAAUUCAAAAUCUAGGAAAUGCCUUAAUAGUGCAAUAAUGGAAUGUGCAAGUGUGGUUCCUGGACAUCCAGAGGCAGAAAUAUAUCAAUACCUUCCAGUUAUAGAGCCUAUUUCAGGUGAAUUUAAAGAUCACAAAGAUGAAGCAAGUUCAUCGUCCACUGGAUCAGCUUCACUUCGCCGUAAAAGGAAAAGUGAGGUAUUUUUUGGAGACCAUAAAGCUAUAGCUCCAGAGUGCACAGAAGAAACAGAAACCAAAAGGAUCUUUAUAUCUUGCAUGGACAAUAAAGAGCAGACUACUCGAAGGCUGCCAGUCUCCAAAAGCUUCACCAACAGAGAGAAAUUAACUUGGAGAAAGAAAGCUGGUUCAUCUCUUCAGAAAGCAUCUAAAACUAAUAACAGGACAACUAAACCUGUGGUUGGUGUGGCACAGUCUCACCUGACCUUUGUCAAACCAUUAAAAACAGUCAUUCCUAGGCAUCCAAUGCCUUUUGUUGCUAAAAAUAUGUUCUACGAUGAACGCUGGAAAGAAAAGCAGCAGCGAGGCUUCACCUGGUGGUUGAAUUUUAUACUUACUCCUGAUGACUUUACUGUAAAAACAAACAUCUCACAAGUAAAUGCAGCUGUCCUUGUUUUGGGAGCAGAGAAUUAUAAAGCUAGUGUUCCUAAAGCACCAACAAAAGAUGAAAUGUCCCUGAGAGCUUAUACUGCUCGAUGCAGGUUGAACAGACUACGACGUGCAGCUUGCCGUUUGUUUACCUGUGAAAAAAUGGUUAAAGCUAUUAAGAAGCUGGAAGUUGAGAUUGAAACUAGGCGCUUAUUGGUUCGAAAAGAUAGACACCUUUGGAAAGAUAUUGGGGAAAGACAGAAAAUCCUCAACUGGCUUUUAUCUUACAACCCUUUGUGGCUACGUAUAGGCCUAGAGACUGUUUAUGGAGAACUGAUUGCCCUGGAGAGUAAUAGUGAUGUUAUGGGUUUGGCAAUGUUUAUUCUAAAUCGCUUGCUUUGGAACCCGGAUAUUGCAGCUGAAUACAGGCACCCCAGUGUACCUCACCUUUAUCGCAAUGGUCAUGAAGCGGCUUUGUCUAAAUUUACGCUGAAAAAAUUGCUGCUAUUAGUUUGCUUUCUAGAUUGUGCCAAACAGUCCAGAAUUAUUGACCACGAUCCUUGCCUCUUCUGUAAAGAUGCAGAGUUCAAGACUAGCAAGGAUAUUCUGUUGGCAUUUGCACGAGACUUUUUGAGUGGUGAAGGUGAUCUUUCCCGCCAUCUUGGGUUCCUUGGAUUACCAGUUAGUCAUGUUCAAACGCCACUUGAUGAAUUUGACUUUGCUGUAACAAAUCUAGCUGUAGACUUACAGUGUGGCAUUCGUCUUGUGAGAGCAAUGGAACUUCUUACAAAAAACUGGACUCUCUCUGAGAAACUAAGGGUUCCUGCCAUAAGUCGUCUUCAGAAAAUGCAUAAUGUUGAUAUUGCUCUUCAUGUGCUUAAAGAACGAGGAGUUCAUCUGCAAGAUGAAACUGGUGCUUCAAUCAAUUCUAGGGACAUUGUGGAUAGACACAGAGAGCGAACAUUAGCCCUGCUAUGGAAAAUUGUCUUUGCUUUCCAGGUGGAGGUUUCCCUGAAUGUGGAACAGUUAAAGGAAGAGAUUGAGUUUUUAAAGAAUGCACACAGCAUAAAGACUAAAAUGGCUGCUCUGAAUCUCUCGGAACAUAAAGGGAGAAAAGACAGCAGUGGUUACCCCUCACCUGAAAGUUACCAGGAAAAUGUGAAACUACUUAUGGAUUGGGUCAAUGCUGUUUGUGGAUUUUACAAUACAAAGGUGGAAAACUUCACAGUAUCCUUCUCAGAUGGACGAGUGUUGUGUUAUUUGAUUCAUCACUAUCAUCCAUGUUAUGUGCCUUUACAAGCUGUGUGCCAACGUACUACUCAAACAGUAGAGUGUACAAAAAAUGGUACUUUGGUGCUCAACUCCUCAUCUGAAUCUGAUACGUCUCUAAAUGUUUUGGAUGGAAUAUUUGACCAAACUAUAAGUACCUCAGUCCUCUAUAAGGAACUUUUGGACAAUGAGAAGAGCAACUUCCAGUUGAUAAAUGCUGCAGUUUCUGACCUGGGUGGAAUACCAGCAAUGAUUCAUCAUUCAGAUAUGUCUAAUACAAUUCCUGAUGAGAAGGUUGUUAUUACCUACCUGUCAUUUCUUUGCUCACGGCUUCUUGAUCUUCGUAAAGAGACCCGAGCUGCUAGGCUGAUUCAGUCAGCUUGGAGGAAACAUAGAUUGAAAGUAGAGCUAAAACUUUUUCAGGAAAAGGACAAAGCUGCUCGGAUUAUUCAGAGAGCUGUGAUAAAUUUUCUGUCUCAGCGACGUGUACAGAAAGAAAUUACGGCUGCAGUUUUCAUUCAGAAACACUGGAGAAGACUUUUAGCAGAGAGGAGAAUCUUGCAACUAAAACGUACAAGACUGGAAAAAAUUAAAAGUGAAUCGGCUGUAGUCAUCCAGACUUACUGGAGGAGCUAUUCCGCUAGGAAGAGAUAUCUACAGCUCAGAUACCAUGCUAUUCUUGUGCAGGCUAGAAUAAGGAUGUUGAUAGCUGCUGCUGCAUAUAAACGACUUCUUUGUGCUACCAUCACAAUUCAGAGGAGACUGCGUGCUUUCUUGUUGGCAAAAAAAUUUCAGCAAAAAUAUGAAACUUUAAAGUGUUCUACACUGAUUAUUCAGUCUGCAUUUAGAAGAUGGAGAAAACUCAAAAUUCAACAGAAAGUUAAAGCCACGCUAGUACUGCAAACUUAUUUCCGAAAAUGGCAAGCCUCAAAAUUGGCUAAAAGAGGGAGAGCUGCUGUUGUCAUACAGUCUUGGUAUAGGAGGAAUGUAGCUAGAAAGCACUAUUUGCAUGUUAGAAAAAGCGUCAUCAAGAUUCAAGCCUGGUUCAGAUGUCACCAUGCUAAAUACUUGUAUGAAGAAAGGAGGGCAAAAAUACAAACAAUUCAGAAAUAUUACAGAGCUUGUAGGUUGGGAACAAUUGGAAGAGGAAAAUAUUUGCAAAGACGUGCAGCAAUUAUAGUUCUCCAGGCUGCUUUUAGAGGUAUGAAAGCUCGUCUGUUAUAUAGGCAAAUAAAAGCAGCUUGCGUUAUUCAGUCAUUGUGGAGAAUGAGACGAGAGAGACUUAGAUUUUUACAUGUGAAGCAAUGUGUUGUUCUGUUGCAGUCGCAUGUGAGAAAAUACCAACAGCUAAAAAGAUACAAAAGCAUUAAAAAUGCUGUCUGUGUGAUUCAAAUUCAUUGUAGAGCAUAUAUUGCUUCUAAAAGAGCUUGCUCUCAUUUCUGGAAAAUACAUCUUGCUGUCCUUGUGCUGCAGUCUGCCUACAGAGGAAUGCAAGCAAGGAGAGAGGCUCACAUGUUGAGAUCAGUGGUGAAAAUUCAGUCAAGUUAUCGUGCUUAUGUUGCCCAGAAGAAAUUUAAAUGUUUAAAAGAUGCUGUUGUGAAGAUCCAGGCUUUCGUAAGGAUGAUGCAAGUACGUAAACGCUAUUGUUCCGUAAAGGAGGCAACCCUCUAUGUUCAGCGAAGAUACCGUUCACAAAAGCAUGUCUUUCAGCUUCAGGAAGAAUACAGAAAAUUGAAACAAGCUUGUGUCCAAAUUCAAGCUGCAGCACGAGGAUAUCUGAUCAGGAAACAAAUCCAAAGAUGGAAGGAGGCUGCAACUAUGCUCCAGGCUUACUACAGAAUGAAAAGGGAUAAGCAGCGCUAUUUAAUGUUGCAUAAGGCUACUAUUAUCAUUCAAAAUCAUUAUCGUGCACACCAAGAGAGAGUCUGUCAGAGGCAGAAGUUCUUGAAAAUCAAAGCAGCAGCUGUUUGCUUGCAAGCUUCUUACAGAGGUUACAGAGUGCGCAAAAUGCAUAAACUUCAGUAUACUGCUGCUGUUAAAAUCCAGACAGCUUUUAGAGCUCACGCUGCAAGAAUGAAAUACCAUGCCAUGGUUCAGGCCUCUGUUAUAAUUCAGAGGUUGUACAAAGCCUAUAAAAUUGGUUCCAAAGAAAGAUCUAACUUCGUAAGAACAAGAACAGCUGUGCUUUCUCUUCAAGCAGCUUUUCGUGGCUGGCAAGUAAGAAAAAAGUUCAGAAGGCAACAUGCUGCUGCAGUUAAAAUACAAUCUGCAUUUAGAAAGUUCAGGGUCCAGAAAAGAUUCGGGCUCAUAACCAAUGCUGCGCUAACUAUGCAGCAGCAUUAUAGAGCCAGGGUUGUAGGUAGAAAACAGCAUCAAGAAUAUGUCGAACUACGACAUUGUGUAGUGCAUCUUCAGGCAAUUUGGAGGGGAAGAAUGGUGAGAGAACACAUUCAAAAGCAGCACCAAUGUGCACUAAUCAUUCAGUCCUAUUACAGAAUGCAUGUGAAUCAAUCAAAGUUGAAAACUUGGAGAGAAGCUGCUCUAGUGAUUCAAAGACACUACAGAUCUCACUGUAUGAAGAAAGAGCAACGUAUGCUUUACCUAAAAACAAAAGCAGCUGUAUUAGUCUUGCAGGCUGCUUACCGUGGAAUGAGAGCGAGGAAACAAUUAAAGGAACUCAACAAAGCUGCUAUUAUUGUACAGGCAACCUACAGAUCUUACGUGGUCAGAAAGAAAUAUGAAGCUCUUAGGGCUGCAACUAUUGUGGUUCAGAGAUGGUAUUGUACAGUUAUUGAAACUAAAUAUCAAAGGCAAGAAUAUUUGACUUUAAAGAAAGCAGUUAUUAAAAUGCAGGCUGUUUACAGAGGUGUAAAAGUAAGAAGACAAAUUCACCAAAUGCAUCAGGCAGCUAUUUCUAUUCAAGCAAUGUUUAAGAUGCACCGCAUGAACAUUAGAUAUCAUGCAAUGAAACUGGCAGCAGUUUUAAUUAAAAAACGAUAUAGAGCAUAUUGUCAAGGCAGAAUGGAACGUAGAAAGUAUUUGGAACUACGUGAAUCAACGCUUAUCCUUCAGGCUGCUUAUAGAGGUAUGAAAGUUCGACAAGAAUUGAGAAUUAUGCAUCAGUGUGCAACAGUCAUACAAUCAUAUUAUCGAAUGUACAGGCAACAACGCAACUUCAUAAAGUUAUCGUUGGUCACUAGACAGAUUCAGCGGCUGUAUCGUGCUCGAAAAGAGCGAGAUGCCCAAGCACACGCACACAAGAUGAUCAAGAAGUCUGUACUCUGUAUCCAGGCUGCAUUCCGUGGAAUGAAAACAAGGAGACAUUUAAGAACUAUGCGUAUAUCUGCAGUCCUUAUUCAAGGAAGAGUUAGAUCUUUCCAGCAAAGAAAACGUUAUAUUUCUCUUAGAGCAGCUGCUGUUAUGGUUCAGAGAAAAUACAGAGCAACAGUACUUGCAAAGCAACAGCAUCAAGAAUUUCUUCGUCUCCGUAAAGCAGCCAUUGCCAUACAGUCUGCUUAUAGAGGCUUUGUGGUAAGGAAGAGAAUUCAGCAGAUGCAUAGGGCUGCUACAGUUAUCCAAGCAGUAAUAAGAAUGCAUAAAACCUAUAUUUCCUACCAUGCUGUCAGGCAUGCUUCAAGAAUUAUACAACAACAUUACCGAGCUUACAGGGAGGGAAAAUGCGUGAGAGAAAUGUACUUAAAACAGUAUAAUUCUGUCAUAGUUCUUCAGGCUGCCUAUAGGGGAAUGAGAACAAGAAUGCUGCUAAAGAAAAAACUUAAUGCUGCAACCAUUAUACAAAGAAACUAUCAAAUGUACAAGCAGCAUUCUUACUACAAGAAGGUGAAGUGGGCAACCAAAGUAAUACAGAAGAGAUACAGAGCCAAUAAAUUGAGAGAAGCUGCUGUACAAAGGUAUUCCUUAAUGAAGAAAGCAGCUACUUGCAUUCAAAAAACUUUUCGAAAUAUGAGAGCAGUAAGAGAACAUAAAAAAAUGCACCAAGCUGCUGUAGUUAUUCAGAGGGGUUUUAAAAUGCAUAGAGAACGGCAAAAAUAUCUUUCCCUUAAAGCAGCUGCUGUUGUCCUUCAGAGAAGAUACAGAGCCUUGCUUUUGGCAAGGAGGCAAACUGGGGAAUACCUUUCUCUUCGAAGAGCAGUAAUUUGUAUACAGUCUCUAUACAGGGGGUUUCAAGUACGGAAAAAUAUUUGGUACAUGCAUUUGGCUGCCAAGACCAUCCAGUCAGCAUUUAGAAUGUAUAGGGUUAGAAUUGCAUAUCAAAACAUGAGAAUUUCGGCUGUCGUUAUACAAAACUAUUAUAGAUCCUACGUUGAAGGAAAAAUUCAAAGAAAGAAAUAUCUGACAAUGCAGAAAUCGGCUGUGGUCAUUCAGGCUGCCUACAGAGGUGUGAAAGAUCGACAAAAACUGAAGAUUAUGCAUGCCUCGGCAGCUGUAAUACAAUCUUUUUAUCGUAUGCACAGACAGCAUAACUAUUAUAAACGUGUAUGUUGGGCAGUUGGAGUUAUACAACAAAGAUUCAGAGCCAAGAGGGCAAGAGAAGCUGAAGUAAAGAACUAUACAAAAAUAAAACAAGCUGCCCUUUGCCUUCAGUCUGCUUUUCGUGCUAGAAAAGCUAGGCUGUUGGCGAAAAACAUUGUAGCUGCACAGUGUAUCCAGUCAGUUUUACAGAUGUACAUAGAAAGGAAACGCUUCCUUAAGAAGAGGGUGGCAGUGGUAGUAAUUCAGUCUGCUUUCCGAUGCCACCAAACAAGGGCUUGGUUUAGGGCAAUCCAGGGCUCAACAGUUGUGAUCCAGAGGUGGUAUAGAGCAUGUCGAAUGGCUCGCUUACUGAAAGCUGAGUACUGUGUCCAAAGGCAAGCCAUCAUAACUAUUCAAUCUGCUUAUCGUUGUAUGGUAGCAAGAAAAUUGGUAAUACGAAUACGGGCUGCAAGAAAGAUUCAGUCUUUUCUUCGCAUGGCUGUGCAUCGUAGAAAAUUUGUUAAGCUCAGAGCAGCAGUUGUUAUGUUACAAACGUACUACUUGAUGCAGAAAGUCAAAUUACAGUAUACUAUGUACAGAAAAGCAGCACUUACAUUACAGAAUCACUACCGAUCUCAUUUGGCUAUGAAACGUCAAAGAGAGGCCUACUUACACACCCAGAAGAGCAUUGUUGUAAUACAGACUAGAAUCAGGGGAUUCAACGAAUGGAGAAGAUUUCAGAAAAUUAAACAAAGCACAAUAAGAAUUCAGGCUUUUUAUCGUGGAUUUAGUCAAAGACGACAGUAUCUUCGGUAUAAGUCUUCAGUUGUAUUGAUACAACAGCACUACAGAACCCGCUGCCUUAGAAAUAUGGAGCGACAAAAAUAUCUUCAAAUAAAAGCAGCUGCACUUAGGCUUCAGGCUUUAUAUAGAGGUUUUCAAGCCAGGCAGUUGGCUGCGAAGACAAGAUCUGCACGAAUGAUUCAAACCUGCUUUCGAGGAUACAGAGCACGAAAAGAAUUUGCUGCUGUGGUAAAAGCUGCUGGUGUUAUUCAGAGGUACCGCAAAACCCGACAGCAAAGAAUCUGGUUUCUGAAGAUGAAAGUCUCAGCAGUUGUCAUUCAAAGGAGAUGGAGAGCAAUCCUUUCUGCAAGAGCAACUCUGCAGCAGUUCCUAGCAGUUAAGGAAGCUGCAGUUAAGAUUCAGUUGGCUUAUCGAAGAUACAGCACUAGGAAACUCAUAGCAAAGAAGCAGCAAGCUGCAUGUUUGAUUCAGGCAGCAUAUAGAGGCUUUAAAGAACGGCAGAAAUUUAUCCAACAGAAAGUUGCUGCUUUGGUCAUCCAAAAACAUGUGCGAGCUAGGUGGGACAGAAGACUUGAAUGCAUAAAAUACCACAGAACUAGAGCAGCUAUAGUUAAACUGCAAGCAUAUAUUCGUGGCUGGUUGGUAAGAAAAAAGAUUUUAGAAGAGAAACAAAAGAAGAGGCUGCUUUAUUUUACAGCUGCUACAUAUCAUCAUCUCUCUGCUAUUAAAAUUCAGAGGUCAUACAGAAGCUACCUUGUGUUAAAACACGCACAAAUGCAGAUCUCUUCUGUCAUAUGCAUACAGAGUUGGUUUCGAGCAAAACUGCAGCAAAAACAAUUUUUACAAGAUCGUCAGAAAAUUGUUACAAUACAACGAAAGGUUCGAGCCUGGCUUAAUCAUAGGAAUGAGGCUGCAACCAUAAUACAACAAGCUGUACGAAGGUUCCUGUUCUACCGGCACAGAAGAAAGCUGAACAAUGGAAUAAUGAAGUUUCAGGCACUGUGGAGGGGACAUUCUUGGAGGAAGAGUCAUGACACAGCAAAAACUAAAGCUCUACGACAUAGUUUGGAAAUAGCCAAUAAAAACAGCAGAGAAGAAAACAAACUAUGUAACAGAACUGCAAUUGCCAUUGAAUAUCUUCUACAAUAUAAACAUAUUUCUUAUAUUCUAGCAGCACUGAAGCAUCUAGAGGUUGUUACCAGGCUAUCUCCACGCUGUUGUGAAGACAUGGCUCAGAGUGGAGCAAUCUUCACCAUUUUUACACUGAUACGAAGUUGCAACCGUAGUGUCCCCUGUAUGGAUGUUAUCAAAUAUUCAAUUCAAGUCCUGCUUAAUGUUUCAAAGUAUGAAAAAACAACCCAAGCAGUUUAUGAAGUGGAAAGUUCUAUAGAUACACUUCUGGACCUGCUGCAGAGGUACAGAGGGAAGGCUGGUGAUAAAAUUUCAGAGAAAGGUGGAAGCAUUUUCACAAAGACCUGUUGUUUGUUUGCCAUUCUUUUAAAGGACUCGAGGAGAGCUUCAGAAAUUCAAAGCAAACCUAGAGCUGUUGUUCGCAUUCAGAGCCUGUAUAAAGUUACAGCUCGUAAACACAAAAUGGAGGCAGAAAGAACACUUUCCAAACACAAGACUGCUGCAUCUGUACAUGGGAAUUACUUUGUUCCUGUAACUCCAGUACGAACAAAAGUAGUUUCGAGGAUUAAACCGGACUGGGUUCUGAGGAAAGAUAACAUGCGAGAAAUUGUGGAUCCUCUUCAGGCUAUUCGAAUGGUGAUGGAUACACUUGGUGUUCCCUACAACUAAAAUGUAAAUUACAUGAAAAUUCACGUGUGCACAUAUGAAAUAUGCUCAUGUGUGGAUGCACAUACAUUUGUCUUGUGUAGUCAAGACAACUAAAUGCUUUUGGAAAGAUUAUUAUCCAAAAGUUACCUCUUAACAAUGCAAGCUUCUAAAAUGGCAUCCUAUUAAUGUUUUGUAAAAAUAUUAUAUCAUGUACAGUUAUUUUUAAUGAUGUUUUGUACUAGUGCCUGAAGCAGUUGUACAAUAAAAUCCUAAACUGCUUUU
Molecule: messenger RNA, 10626 nt
Organism: Gavialis gangeticus (Gharial)
Lineage: Eukaryota; Metazoa; Chordata; Crocodylia; Gavialidae
Gene: ASPM
Product: abnormal spindle microtubule assembly
Exons: 29
Coding region: 1-10365 (3454 amino acids)
Molecular function (GO): protein binding
Source: RefSeq, a predicted model, not a curated record